GGUGCAAUCGUUUUUCUCUUUUGCAUACAAACAUUAGCAGCUUCAGAGACACGAAUCAGCUAUCAACUAAGUCUAACCUUCAGCUCACAUUUGCACACUUCCUAUCCAUUUGGAAAAAAUUCUUCCCUAGAAUCAUUUACUCGUCCUUUCUCUCUUAAAUCUCACGACAGUACACAGAGUGAUCAUCAACUUCAUACACCACCUAAGAUUACAAAGCUUGCCUUGAGUGUUCCCAAAAAGACUGCGUGAGCACUUCCUCUUUCCUUCCUUUUUAGCCUCUGCUCAUACUUGAAGUUCCCCGUUAGUUCCAUCGCUAUGCCUCUGAACUAUCCCUCUAGUUUCAGGGUUCUCGCAGUAGCCAUUUUGGCUGUCCCAACCACCCUGUCCCUUCCCGGAUUAUUCGAUAAAUCCCAACAGUUAACAUCCACGUUUACUUGUGAUCAACUCUCUGAAAAUUCAUGCCUCUACACCUUCUAUGCCGAUCAAAAAUCUGCGAUCACCACAAUGGUAGAUAAAAAUUGUACCGACUAUGGUCAAGACCAUGUUGUUUUCAACAGGACUAAAGGGAUUUUUGGCUUGGACAGUGGUCCAAAUGCCCUUAAAGAUCAUGUCUGGAUGUUGUCAAAUUUCACUCGGUUGAAUGCACCAAAAGCAGUAGUUAGCUUUACAUCACCGCUACUACCUGAACUUCAAUGGCUGGACAAAAGUUACAACGUCUUAAGGCUCUUAAAUGCAAAUAUUGUUAAGCCACCAUCUGUUCCCUUGGGUAUAGAUCCGAGUCAUUCAGAUGUUUAUGCGCUGGAGAUUCCAUGUUAAACAACAGAAGGUUUGUUCAUUUUUGGUAAUGACUACGUACCAAGUUGCAUGAAGAUGAACCAAAUUAGUAUACACGUUUUUGUUUUCGCUUUAAAGCGUGGCAGUAGAAAUUAGAGGGAAAGGGGAAAACCCAAUUCGUAUGUAAAUUAGGGGCUUGUCGGUGCCUUGUGGCACAUCCAUAAUAGGCAAAACGUGAUUUUUACA
Molecule: messenger RNA, 1020 nt
Organism: Botrytis cinerea B05.10
Lineage: Eukaryota; Fungi; Ascomycota; Leotiomycetes; Helotiales; Sclerotiniaceae
Exons: 1
Coding region: 316-816 (166 amino acids)
Source: RefSeq, a predicted model, not a curated record